AUGUUGCAGAGUAAUCAGAAUAUAUUUAAUUAGUAAGUUCAAUAAUAAAGGCUCUCUUAAUGUCAUUUUGAUGGUAAAUUAGAGCUUCAACAAAAUCUUUCAGCAAAUAAACAUGUCAAAAAGUUGAAUGUUGUUUAGUUAGAUUUAUAAAAUUGCUAGUUGCCAUUGCUGAAUUAAGCUAGACCUUCUUGGCUCUAGGAAUAAUUCUAAAAUUUAGUUUAAUGUUAAAAUAAAUGGUAAAAUGAUAAACACUAAUUGCCCUAACAAAGAGCAUAAACCUCUUGCCACGGAGACAAAGAGAAUAUUUAGUCGUUCAUUCACGAAGCACAACCUAGAUCUAGAACACCAUUUAAAAUGAAAGAAAGUGCAGGAAAAUACUAUGAGAGGGAAGUCUAUUCGUCACUAAGUAAAACAAGAGAUACUCCUCAUCUAAACAAAAAAAUUUUAGAGUUAAAUAUAGAGAAAUAGAAUGAUUAACUUGAAUUCAAGCGAAGAUAAAAUAAGAGACAAAGUUUAGAAUAGCAUCAUAGUAAUAAUAGCCAUAGUGAUAUAAAAAAAGAAAAAAAUAAAUAUAAUAACUUUCUGGGUUAAUACCAUGUCUAACAGCAGUCAGCAUCAUCUUGUAAUACAAGUUCUCAUUUAAACAAAAAUAUUUAACAAAAUCAAGAUAAAACACCUCAAAAACUCUCCUAAGCUGAAAUAGCAUAAAUGACUUUUCAAAAUUCAUUUUUAAAUAUAAAAUAAAUUCUUAGCAAAAACUCUGCCGCCACAUUUAACACUGAAGAAAAUGAAGUAAUUAAAACAGAAGAAAAAGAACAGCAAGAAUAUCAAAAGAUAAAAUUAAACAAGCAACAUUCUUCCAAAGAAAGCUCUCUAGCUUCUUUGAAUAGCUCAGUACCUCUAAAUAGCAUUUUGAAAGGAGAUUUAAACUUAUUUAGCUAAAAUGGAUAGUAAAAUUGCUAAUAAUAUAACAGCACUUAUAUCACUAAUCUAUUAACUCCUAUAUCUAAUUGUUGUAGUAAAAAUAUUAAAACUAACUAACAAAAACCUCAAAUAGUUCUACUGACAGAAGAAACAUAAUAAGAAAAAUAAGAAAUUAAAAACUAAGAUAAAGAGUUAUCAUAAUCAGAAAAACAAUAAAAAUUUGAAGAGGAAUAAUAGCAUUGUUAGUAGAAUGCAAGCGGCUUACAAAAGGAUCUAUCUUCUAAAUCUAGUAAAAUUGUGAAAAUAGAGAUAAUUAAUAACAGUCAAUAAAUAAAUAAUAUAUAAAAAAGGAAUAACAGUCAAUAAAUUAAUAGUGAAGAACAAAUUAAUGAAAAGGUUACUGAUUAAAAUGCAGUAGAUGGAAAUUAAUUUAAUAAUGAGAAUGAUUAAUUAUAACUUGUUGAAAAUUAAAACAACUAAAAUUAGGAAUAAUGCAGAUUAACUAGUGAAAACGAGAGAUUAGCUAAGGUUUUUAAUAAUUAUGAAAUUCAACAAAGAAUUAGGAAGGUUAGACAUAAUAAAUUGAAGAAUAAUCCAAAUGACGUUUAAAACACAUAUUAUAAUGUAAAUGUUUCGACUGAUGAUUAUGUAAAUACUAAGUAAGAUGAAGAUAUUAUAAUGCAGAAUCUGAGUUUGUUCGAGAAUCAUGUCUUAGAUAAUGAUAGAAUUGAAAUUAAUCUUGAUUAACUCAAAAAUAAGAAUUUUGGCAUUAACACUAUGGAUUCUUUUAGGAAAGAUAAGAUGACAACUGCUCGAAGCAGCAAUGCAAAUGUUGUAAAUGUUAAUUUAAUUUAGAAUCCAAACUACAACAAAUAAAAAAACAAACAAAUUUAGCCAAAUAUUUUGAAAGGCAAAAAACUAACUUUGAAGUAGUUUGUAGAAAAAAAUUAAAAACUGAAAAAAUAAACACCUCAUUUUUUGUUAAAGAAUGAUAUUUAAAUCAAAAAUGUGCAAGAAACAUUAAAUCUUACUUAAAAAAAUGGUUUUUUGCUUUACGAUAUUGGCAAUUUAACGCAGAAAAGCGAAGUUGAUAAUAAUGAUGCUCUCUCUGUACAUAGAAUAGACAUUCACUCUGCUGAUUCCCAAAACAAUAAAUCUUAAAGAUUUUAUCAUGGAAGUCAUAUUAGAGGAAAAAUUGCAAGUUUAAGCUAAUCUAAAGCAAUUUACAAUAGUAUUGAUGAUGAUAAUUCAAUUUAUGCUCGAAAUGCUUACGAAAGCCACACAAACGAAAUGAUAAAAACGAAUGCAAGUAUUUACGUUUCCUAACUCAUUUGUAAAACUUAAGAAGAAAUCUAAAUUGAUAGCAAACCUAAGAUUUUCAUUUAAGAAUAAUCUACUAAAAAUUCAAAAGAACAACUAUUGAAAACAAGCGAAUAACAAUAUUAACUCAAUGAUGUCAUAAAACCUGUAAAAGAAAAAAGAAGAAGAAAAUCUGUAUACACAGAAUUAACAACUAAGCUAGACUAAUCUCUUUGUGAUGGAUCUGAUGAGUAAUUGAAUAAAACAUUUGAUCACCAAAGAAGAAAAUCUCUUAUUGUUGGUUAUAACAGAUAAAACACAAUCAGUAAUUAAACGAGUUUAGAAGAAAACAAUCCUUUUAAUUUAAAUAAAAAGACUGGGAGAAAAAUGAUAUUAAGCACUUUAAACUACAAAGAGCUGAGAUAAAAUAAUGAAAGAUAUCAUAACGAGGACUUAACAAUCAUAGAAAAAGAAUAAAAGCUCGAAUAAAACUCUCCCGAAAAAAGCUUAGAAGCUUCUUACAUGAAUUAAAUUCUUCAUUCAAAAAAGACUUAAAAAAAUAGAAAUGAGAAUCCUCUUAUUUAAUUAAAUAAAAUAAAACAAUCUCAUAGCAACUAAAAUUCUGCUAACAAUCAGAAAAAAGCUGUCUCAUUAAGUCUCUAUUACAUCGCUGGGAACUAAAAUAAUGACAUGCUAAUAUCAAACAAACUGACACAAAUUGAUAGGAAAAAUGUACCUAUUUCACUUUAUUAGUAGCUGAGUAACUAAUAAAAGAAUUAGCAAAAAUAAAAUACUCAUACAAAUAACUUUUAUCAAUAAAGCAUUGAUAUAAAACCUGCUUCAAUAAAUCAAUACUAAAAAUGA
Molecule: messenger RNA, 3087 nt
Organism: Tetrahymena thermophila SB210
Lineage: Eukaryota; Ciliophora; Oligohymenophorea; Hymenostomatida; Tetrahymenidae
Exons: 1
Source: RefSeq, a predicted model, not a curated record